This is a messenger RNA of Lepisosteus oculatus (spotted gar), 4069 nucleotides long. RefSeq names its product synemin, intermediate filament protein (gene synm). The record is from RefSeq and is a predicted model, not a curated record. Gene Ontology annotation, biological process: fast-twitch skeletal muscle fiber contraction; intermediate filament cytoskeleton organization. Gene Ontology annotation, cellular component: intermediate filament; sarcolemma; costamere. NCBI's taxonomy places the organism in Eukaryota, Metazoa, Chordata, Actinopteri, Semionotiformes, Lepisosteidae. Gene Ontology annotation, molecular function: structural constituent of muscle; intermediate filament binding; structural constituent of cytoskeleton.
GGGCUCGGCGGGACGGCUACCAGACGCGCUGGAUGCGCCCUGCGGAGCACAGGGGCGCCGGAGCAACUUCCCAGUCGCAGGAGCAUCGCACCUCCCGGCUCCGACCGGGACCGGCGCCGCCGACCGGACCUCGGGCGCGAAGAUGUUGCAGCACCGGAGACCGUUUGAAAACGAGAAGCUGCAGCUCCAGGAGCUGAACCGGAGGCUCGGACAGUACCUGUCCCGGGUGCAGCAGCUGGAGCGGGAGAAUGCGCGCCUGGCCACGGAGACCGACGCGCUCCGGCGGGACCGCACCGCGGAGUGGGAGCGGCAGUACGCGGCCGAGCUGCGGGCGCUCCGGGGCGCCGUGGACCAGCUGGCUCUCGAGAGGUCCAGCGCGGCGCUGGAGAGAGACAGGCUGUGGCGAGAGUGCCAGCUGCUCACGGGGCUGUGCAGCCAGGAGGCCGGGCUGUGCAGGGAGAUAGACGGGGAGCUCAGGGGCUGCGAGAAGCAGCUGCAGGUGGCCCAGAAGAAGAACGCCGCUCUGGAGCAGCACCUCCUCCAGCUCCAGGACGAGCACGCCUCUCUAGAAGAUGCCCACAGGCGAGACCUCGCCCUGCUCCGAGAGCAGGUCCACGCCAGGGCCGCGCCUGCCCUCGCCACGCACAGGCACCAGGGCGCCCCGGCCCUCGCCGUGGAGGACGUGGAGGAGUACGCGCACUCCCUGUCCGAGGCCUGGGAGGAGACCCUGGAGGUGUACCGCAGGAGGAUCGAGGAGCUGGAGGAGUCGGCGCGGCUGGGCGAGCGGCGGCUGGGCGAGCUGCGCCGGGAGCAGGGGCAGUGCGCCUCCCAGCUGGAGCAGCUGCGCGCGGAGGCGGACCGGGAGGCGCGGCGGCACGAGCGGCUGGAGCGGGAGCUGGGGCACGUGCAGGACGCCUGCAGCUCGGCGCUCGAGCAGUACCAGGUGGCUAUUGAGCAGCUGGAAGAGGAGCGCAGGGAGCUGGCCAGCAUCAUUGCAGAGAAGCUCCGUGACCACCAGGAGCUCAUGCAGGUCAAGAUGGGCCUCAGCCUGGAGGUGGCUGCCUACAGAGCUCUGCUGGAAGGUGAGAGAAGAGAUGUCUAUCAAUGGACAGAUGAAUAUGUGAGGGAAGUCCCAAGACCUUCAGAUAUUAGGAGGGCAGCACAUACGUAUGCGGUAAAGCAGUCAUCUGUUACCAGACAUGAUGGAAGGAAGUUGUAUCCAGUCAGUAUGCUUCUUGAUACCCGACACAAAGAGCAAGCAUCAACCAAGAAUACAGUCUCCAGGCCAGCUCGCUUCACGAGCGCUAGCAUUGCAAAGACUGUUCCUAUUAGCAUUUCGGACAGGAGCUCUGAAGCCAGAAGAGAUAUCCCCUCCUUCACCAAAGCCUCACAGGCUUCUGUGAAAUUAUUCAAGGCUAAUGACUCAGAGACUGAAAGAAAGAGUACAGAUGUUCAGAAGAAAACAGUGGUAACAGAAGAAGUAGUGAAACAUUCAGUCACAGAUUCGGCUGUUAAUCUGCGGAGCUCUGGCAGUGUGAAUAGAGCUAGUCCUGGUCCUUUACCCACAGCAGAGAAGGAACCAGCUCCAGAAAAUGUUCACCUGAAAACCACAAAUAUUACGUCAUCAACUAAGGUGACUCAGCCAGAAGAACAGAGCCCAGUAAAUGUUAUUAAUGUCCAAAUGGUCAAGACAGAAACUAAAGAGGAAACAGCAGACACAAAGGUACACCUUAUAAAAAUGGAACAAACUCCAAAAAGCAGAGAAGUGAAGAUAACCCUGGAGGGGCGUAAGAUUCAGAAUGUCUUGGGAGGAACAGAGGAAGGUUCCCUUGGGAUUCAGCCUGGGGCUCGAGUUUGGGGUGAAUUGAGUGGGGAGAAACAGGUUAAAGCUGAGAAGGAGGCUGAGGAGACAUCUUCAGCUGUCCGCAAGGAUAAAAAACCAUUAACAACUGAGGAAAAGGUUUUGGACUCCAUAACCAUGGAGGAUAUCAUUGAGAAAGUGGUGAAGCCUGCUGGUUUGGAAACAGUGCUCAGCUCAUCCCCCGACUCAAAAAUCACCUACCACGUGGAGAAGACAGAGAGAGGAGAUGGCACCACCAAGACUGAGAUCAUCUUGGAGUCCAAAGUGCAAGAGGAUCUGGACACUUCAGAUGAUUCCAUACUGGAGGAGCUUCUCAACAAGGGUGUCAAGAAGGUCUCUAUGGAGGAUGUCAAGGGAACUCCAACAGGAAGUAUGAUCGAGAACUUGCUCAGUCUAGGAAUGAAAGGCAGUGAGAACCUGGAGAACAAGGCAGUCAAUGUGGAGAUUAUCGAGGAGCCACUGGAGCCUCACAGUGAUGAGGAAAAUGAAGGGAAGCCCCCACCAACGUUUUUCAAGCCCACAUCAAUGUUCUUCCAGAUUGAAGAGCUAGAGAAUGCACCUCAGGUUGCCAGAUCAUCGCAGAGCAGCACGGAAGCAGUAGGGUUUUCGGUGACAGAUGGAGAAUAUGGGAAGACCAUGCCGUUUCAAGAAGUUUACGGUGCCCAGGGCUCUUCCUACAUUCACGUUCCAGUGACGGAGUAUUUUGUCUCCACACCCGAUGAAAAUGUCUCAGAGCACGAGGAGAGUGACUUUCCAAUUUAUGAGCACUACGGAAUGGCCCAGGAUCUGUCUGGGGAUGAGUCGUACUGGCAGGAGGAGCCAGCAACUGCACAGGAACAGAGUUUCACAGAGGCAGACCAUUACAGAACCACAUACCUGAACACUAACAGAGGCGAUCACACUAUGACCAGGGAAAGUUUCCCAGAGUGCAUUGUGGAGGAAGAAGUAGAGGAGGUUCAAGUUCCUCAUGAUGUUCAAGAGUCAGUGCUCAAGCUUCUGAAAGAGGAUGAUAUGGAUCCCAAGAAGCAGCUGAAGGGGGCUUUGGAACAGCUCCAAGGAACAGUGACUGAGAGUUUCAAAGAGGAAUUAGCUAUUUUAACCAGGAACGGAAAAGAGGGGUCUGACAGCGUGGCGGUGGACAUUCGAAAAGUGGAGCAAUCAACAGAGGAUGGAUCAGUGACCAUCGUUGCAGAAAUCAACGUGUCCCAGAGCCUGGAAGAUUCAGGACUGCUAGAGGAUGAGAUUAAGGAGCUGUCUGAAGAGCAGGUAAUGUCAGCGCUGCAAUCAGCCAAUCCAGAGCUUCAUCAAGCCAUCAGCAGAGGAGGUGAGAAGAGUCCUGCUGGCGGCGACAAUAGGGAGUUUAGGGUUAAGGUUUCCAGAGAUCAGGGUGUAAGAAUGCAGGGUGUGUCGUGGGUGGAAAGCAGUGAAAACCCAGAAAACACUGGCGACGAAGAAGAGUCACAGAGUGGAGUCAGCAAGACAGUGAAGCACAUCAGGCUAGGUCCCACCGAGAAGUCCUUCACGUUCCAGAUGGACGUGACAAAAGUUCCAGUGAACGCCAGCAGCAGUCCCCAGCAGGCGCAGGCGUUGUAUUCGCAAGCAGAGAUGGCGGAGGAGCCCAACGGCAGGGAAGGGAGAGAGGACGUCUAUAGCUACUCGCAGAGGGUGACAGGGAGUGAAAACAGGGGCCAGUUGGUUUCCCACGGAAGCGACGACGACGAUCAGAUGACAACAUGGGAUCCCAGCCACGGCUACACGGCUGAACACGCUGCCUUUACCAGAAUUAUACAGACCCAAAGAGUAGUGGAUCCCCGGGCUGUGGUCAGUGAGGAAAAGAGAAUCGCUGCCAUUUACCUGGACAGUCCUGAGGAAGAUUAGCAGAAGACGCUGGAAUGUGAUACACAAGAAUCUUUAUUUGGUUGUGCUAGCAUCAGCUGAGGUAAUAAUUCUAGUUACAGCUCUAUGAGGUAAUAACUUAAACCCCUGUGUCUGCCUAAAGUGAUAAUAUAGGAUUUCACUCCAGCCUAGCAUACAGUAUAUCAGUUGCUAUCUUAUAUCCCCAGUGAGUUUUAAUAAUAAUUAACAACAGAGGUUUCAAUAUUACGUGUUUUUAUCUUAACAGUCUUGAUGCUUAAAGUAAUAAUAAUAAUUGCUUACACUUAUAUAGCGCUUUUCUGGACACUCCACUUAAAGCGCUUUACAGGUAAU